CUCGGCCAAUUCCACUAACCUUCAUUUAGCUUUACAUCUUUACAUGUAAACCCUAAUCCUAAUCCCAGCCCAAAAUUCUGGAGUAAAUCUAUUUUCACUCCACCAUGAACUUGCAUAAGAAAAAGGAGAAACUGCCCAUCCCCCUUACUAGUACCACAGCCAAUAGUAUGCAGCAGCCCAAAGAGACUUGCACUAACCUUAACUGUUUCUUCUGCCUUAUGAAGGAACCUGAGUCCUCAAUAAGGAGAGAAGGACUUGCAAACUGUUUCAAGGAAAUGCCUUUCACCAACGACCAUGAACACGUUUUGGUCCUAAGCGGAUUAUGGAACAUCGCCAUGACUCAACCGGAUGAUCCAGAGUUUCCAUCUCUCGGCAUCUUUAAUUGCAUGGCCAGUCUAAUCCACAGGGGUCUCAUCGACAGAGAUUGGCUUCUUAGGGACCAAAACCUAUAUAUUCCCUAUUAUGCAGCUCAUGUUAUAGGCUCCUACACCAUGAACAAGGUUGAGUUUGCCGAAAAAGCAGUGGACUCAGGAGUGAUCCCUCCACUGAUGGAGCUUUUCAGAGGAAAAAUGAGUUGGGUUGAGCAAAGGGUUGCAGUUAGAGCCCUUGGACACUUGGCAAGCUACGAAAGCACGUUUGAGUCUGUGGCAAAGUAUGAAGAAGAGUUGGUCAACUUAGCCAUGAAUUUGGCCUCCAACUGUCUUGAAGUGGUAUAUGUUAAUUAUGUAGGUGUGAAGGAUAAGAGCAAGAGGUUGAAUUACCACUGUGAUUUGCUUACUAGAGGGGUUGGAGGAAUGGAAAUGGAGAACCGAAAGGCUGAGGAAUGGGCUAGCCAAAUCCAGUGCUGGUCUCUCUAUCUUCUCAACUGCUUUGCCAUUAAAGAGAGAUCCAUAAAUCUCAUGUCUGAGAAAGAGUUCCUUGAGGACUUGUGUGGAAUGUGGGGUGGGUUGGUGAAUCACAGCUCAGCCGCGGGGGUUGGACUCAUUAGAAUCUUGUGUUACACUGAAGUUGGAAGAAAAAGAAUUUCAGAAUCACCAGAAGUCAUAGAGAAACUCUGUAAUCUCUCUAGAUCUUCAGAUGAUUGGCAGUAUAUGGGGAUUGAUUGUCUUCGGUUACUUCUAAAUGAUGCGGAUACAAGAAACAAAGUCAUCCAUACUGCCACUUUGUGUCUUGCGGACUUGAUUGAGAUUCGGACACUCGGAGGAAAAACAAACAUUGGUGAAGCGAUUGCAAAGGCACUGCUCACGGAUUUCAGACAAACAAAAUCGAAAAUUGUGGACAGUAGAGUUGAGAGAGCACUAGAAGAAAUAUGGGAUAUGAAGGUGGAGAGGAGAAGGAAAGAGAAGAGGUUGUCUAGUGAGAACGUUGAGGAGAAAAGGGUUUUGGUUAGCCUGAUAAAACAGCAAGGGAACCAUAGCUUUUCGGUAGGAGAAAUCGAAGAGGCUUUGUUGAAGUAUACAGAAGGUUUAGAGUUGUGUCCAAUGAGGUUGAGAAAAGAUAGAAUUGUUUUGUACAGUAAUAGAGCUCAGUGUCAUUUGCUGCUUAAUGAUCCUGAUUCUGCCAUUAGCGACACAACAAGAGCUCUUUCCCUUUCUACCCCUGUCAACUCUCAUAGUAAAAGCCUGUGGAGAAGAUCUCAGGCUUAUGACAUGAAAGGGUUGGCCAAAGAAAGCUUAAUGGACUGCUUAAUGUUCGUAAACAGAUUCAUAGGUUCAGAAACAACAAAGCAUGUUAAAAUCCCAUACUACGCGGCACGCAUGAUUACCAAGCAGAUGGAAAUUUCAUGGCUUUUUGCCAUCGCACAAUCAAAGACAGCAAGCGAUCACAUGGAUAAAGCAAAACAAGCAGACGGUGAUAAUGAGGCUAGCAGCAACGAGGAUUCAAACUUUGAAAUGUUGAGAAUGAUGACAAAGAACAAGGCUUUCGCGACAGGUUUGUCAACCAUUGUAGAAGAACCUUUGAUCAGAAAGAGUGGAAGUGGCAGGGGAAAGUUGGAAAGAUCCAAGGAAAGAAAGAAUGCUGCCUUGGCUGUAUCACAGUAAGUCAAAAAUGAAGUUUUAGUAACAAAUUCUAGUUGCAGCUUCGAUUAGAGUAGUUUAGUACAGCCAAUUCAUGCUUGCUUUUUGGCUGUUCAUGUGAUGGGCAAGUUUUGAUCCUAUGGUAGACUCUUCGAAAUGUAUGAAGUGUCAGGUGUUGUUGGACACCCAACACUUCAGUACAUGUUUGGGAUGUAUCUAGCAUUUUUAGUUAUCGUUUCGUCUCUACUGCAGAACGAUGCAUAAAAACUCUUAUACUAUGCAUGAAAUGAUCUUUAGCACCUGGUAAAUUCAUUUUACCAUAAAAAGUAGGAAACCAUUCAGA
Molecule: messenger RNA, 2361 nt
Organism: Rhododendron vialii
Lineage: Eukaryota; Viridiplantae; Streptophyta; Magnoliopsida; Ericales; Ericaceae
Exons: 2
Coding region: 105-2042 (645 amino acids)
Molecular function (GO): protein binding
Source: RefSeq, a predicted model, not a curated record